CAAUAUCCACAACCCUGCUGAGACGCCAACAUUGAAAUUCGGCCUUUUUAUGAUGGAAUUAUCGCCAAACAAUCAGAUCGAGGACAGAAAACCCAUCCUAACUGCCGACGGACUGGUCCAGACAUCCAACUCCCCCUUCGAGCCGACAAUCUCGCAGGAGACGCAGACCUCCAACGGCAUCGGCGGUGGCCAGUGCCAACUGACAGUCGACCAGCUCGACAUUGAGAUAUUGCCGAUAAUCUACGACAUUGUGCGUUGCGUUGAAAAGGAUCCCUUGGAGAACGCCGUGAAGCUGCGCGAGUCCCAGGAUUGCAAUCAGAAGAUCUUCGAGCUGCAGAAACGAUUCGACUCCGCAAGGGAGCAAAUACGGCAGUUGCCUGGCAUUGAUUACAACAAGGAGGAGCAGCAGCAGCGACUGGAACUGCUACGCAACCAGCUGAAGCUCAAGCAGCAGCUCAUUCGGAAAUACAAGGACAUCGAGUUCUAG
Molecule: messenger RNA, 487 nt
Organism: Drosophila bipectinata
Lineage: Eukaryota; Metazoa; Arthropoda; Insecta; Diptera; Drosophilidae
Gene: MED9
Product: mediator complex subunit 9
Biological process (GO): regulation of transcription by RNA polymerase II
Cellular component (GO): mediator complex
Molecular function (GO): transcription coregulator activity
Source: RefSeq, a predicted model, not a curated record